AUGGACGAUCGAAGUACCGAGGGAAAGACGGCGCUGGUAACCGGCGCAUCGAAGGGGCUGGGACGCGCCAUAGCCAUCAGACUUGCCGAGCUGGGAGCCCGGGUGGCCGUGAACUACAACUCUUCCCAGGACGCCGCGGCGGAGGUCGUGGCGGCCAUCGAGGGCAUGGGAGGCGAAGCCUUCUCGGUCAGGGCCGACGUCUCGAAGGUCGACGAGGUGAAGGCGAUGGUGGUAGAGGUGGAGGAGACGUACGGCCCGGCCGGCAUCCUGGUCAACAAUGCGGGCAUCAUCAGUGACCAGCUGCUGAUGCGGAUGUCCGACGAGGCGUGGCACAGGGUUAUAGACAUCAACCUUCACGGCACGUUCUACUGCACGCGGGCGGUGCUGCGGAACAUGGUGCGGAGCCGAUGGGGGCGCAUCAUCAACAUCGGCUCGGUGGUGGGGGAGCGCGGAAAUCCUGGACAGACGAAUUACACGGCAUCCAAGGCGGCCAUGAUCGGCUUCACGAAGGCGCUGUCGAAAGAGGUGGCGACGAGGAGCAUCACGGUCAACAUCAUCAAUCCGGGCUACGUGGAGACGGAGACGACGGCUGUGCUGACCGAUCAGCAGCGCGACCACUGGCUCAGCGUAAUACCGCAGGGCCACUUCGGGGACGCCGACGACAUUGCACACAUGGUGGCCUUUCUCGCGCAGGAGAGGGCGAAAUACAUCACCGGGCAGGUGAUCUGCGUCGACGGCGGCAUGGCCGUCUAG
Molecule: messenger RNA, 753 nt
Organism: Geodia barretti
Lineage: Eukaryota; Metazoa; Porifera; Demospongiae; Tetractinellida; Geodiidae
Source: the annotation of a GenBank genome assembly